Messenger RNA from Phalaenopsis equestris, 1708 nucleotides. RefSeq names its product pentatricopeptide repeat-containing protein At1g61870, mitochondrial-like. Gene Ontology annotation, molecular function: protein binding. The record is from RefSeq and is a predicted model, not a curated record. The transcript is spliced from 3 exons. Lineage: Eukaryota; Viridiplantae; Streptophyta; Magnoliopsida; Asparagales; Orchidaceae. Bases 87 to 1301 code for a protein of 404 amino acids.
AGUGAGAUAUAUCUUUCUUCUAAAACAUCAUUGUGUUUUGUAUGUAAGUAUGAUAGGUAAGCUCAGGCGGCCACCCUAGAUCGUCUAUGCUGCCACAUUUUGUCCUCCGUCGUUCCUUCUUCUCCCUCCCACCUCGCCGCCUCUCAAUCGCACCCUCCCAACAUGAAUCCCUUUGUCUCCUUCCCUCCGAUUCCACCUCCAUCUCUCCACCGGCCUCCGUCCACCCCCUCGCCGUCGGCGAUCUCAAGCAACGCGCCUUAGCGGCAAUCUCCCUCCUCAAAUCGGAGACCGAUCCCUCUAGAAUCCUCACAAUCUGCCGCUCCGCAUAUAUCUCCCCCGACCACCAUCUCGGCCGCGCGGCUCUUUCCGUCGCCGUUUCCUCCCUUUCUUCGUCCCCCCGCCACCUACGCUCCUUCCUCGCGCCUCUCCUACACUCGGGUCACCAUCUUCCCCACGCCAUCUCUCUCUUCGGCCAAGCCGGUCUCCUCGACGACGCCAUCGCCGCCUUCCGCUUGUACCCUUCUCUCCGCUCUCUCAAUUCCCUCCUCUUCGCUUGCAUCCUUUCCAAUAAACACCGCCGAGCCGGUGAAUUCUUCCGCGACUUCCCUGUUUCGUACCGUAUUAAACCAAAUAUUGUCACCUACAACACUGUCACAAAGGCCUUCUGCGAGUCCGGAGGAUCCAGAGCGUUUUAUUCAUAUUUGGAUGAAAUGGUCCGCAAAGGAAUCAAGCCGAAUCUAACUACAUUCAGCAUCGCUCUCGCGGGGUUUUACCGCGAAGAGCGGAGUGAUGACGUGAAGAAGGUUCUUUGGCUAAUGAAAAAGCAUGGCCGGCAUGCAGGGUUGUCUAUAUAUAAUAUUAGAAUUCAGAGCUUAUGCAAGCUUGGGCGACCGGAUGAGGCGAAGGAGUUGUUGAGGGAGAUGAGAGUUAGGCGUAGGAAGCCGAAUUGUGAGACUUAUGAUCAUUUGGUGUUAGGGUAUUGUUGCAUAGGAAAUUUGGAUGAGGCAAAGAAGGUGUUUAAGGAGAUGGGCAGGAGAGGGAUUGCUCCACAGAGUAGUUGUUAUUUUACUUUGGUACAUUAUCUUUGUAAAGGUGGGGAUUUCGCUUCGGCUUUUGAGGUGUGCAGGGAGAGCAUGGAAAGGAACUGGGUGCCACGGUUUUCUACGAUGAAGGUACUUGUGGAUGGGCUUGUAAGUACUUCACAGGUCAGCGAGGCUAGGGAGAUUCUUGGAAUGGUGAAGGGGAAAUUCUCGAGAAAUGCCGAGUUGUGGGAGAAGAUUAAUGAAAGCUUGCCUAUAUAGCCUUUGUGAAAUUGUUGAGUUUGCUUCUCUUGUGCAUCAUAAGAGUUUGCCAGCGUGAGAGAUGUUUGGGAAAAUAAUGAUGCGAAACAUUUUAUACCUACCUCAAUGUUGCUUCUCGUGAAGCCCCAUGGAAGGCCAACACGACUCACACUGCUUUCUGUAGGUCAUUUUAUUGGCAGAGCUGAUGCCGUGCAGGCUCCUUAUCUAGGCAGAAGACGCCAUUGGAGGCCUCCAACUUAGCUUAACCUGAUCCAGCCAAAUUUUUCAUUGCAGAGGAUUUAAUAGUUUAGUUUGUAUAUAAUCAUGUAGAACUCAUGAAGUUCAAUUACAUUGAAAUAAAAAGAUAAAUAUUAUUCGCGUCCGACUUCUCAUGUUGUUUUAUUUGGCAGCAAUGUAGCUCUACAAAA